This is a messenger RNA of Paramecium sonneborni, 695 nucleotides long. The record is from the annotation of a GenBank genome assembly. NCBI's taxonomy places the organism in Eukaryota, Ciliophora, Oligohymenophorea, Peniculida, Parameciidae.
AUGAGAAGAAAAUUAGUAAAUGAAAAUAUCUAAAUGAAAAAAUAUAAGAGUUGUUCAAUAUAGAGAUCUGUUUAAAAAGAGAUUUCAAUAGAUAGAAAAUAAAGUAUAUCGUAAAAAAAAGGAAAUUUUGAUAAAUAAGGUUCAAUGUAAAUUGUUGAAAUGUGGUCUUAAAAAAUGAAAAAACAAUGUGACAGUUAUAUAGAGGCACUUAAGUAUAAAUAAGAAUAAGAAAUGUAAAUUAUUCUUUAGAUCUGAAAUAGCAAGAAACUAAAUUAUGUUCCACCAAUUAUGUUGAAGAACAUAGACUUGAUGAAAAGAAGUGAUAAAACUACACUUCCAAGAUCAAGAAUAACAUCUUUUAAUUAAUAAGAUUUUAACUUAAAAUCUAUAAAGUAAAUUAUCCAAUAGAAUGAAGAACAAAUUGGAAAUUCUAUAUAUAGUGUAACUAAUUCUGGCAGAUCAAACGCUUAACCUUUUUUUUUUUAAAGACAUAAACUAUCUCCUAUUAGAGAAGUUUAAAAUUGCAUUGACUAAUGUGAUACUCUUCUCUAAGACGUUUAAAGUAUUAGUAAGUAAAUGAUAUAAAUUACAAUAGGGAGUUUAAUUAACCUAAAUUUGAUAGAUUUAAAUUGUAUAUCUAAAAGAGAUAAAAAGAGAAACUCAAAGAAAUGUUUUUAUUAAGAAGAUUACAGUGA